This is a messenger RNA of Ceratosolen solmsi marchali, 1910 nucleotides long. RefSeq names its product zinc finger protein 846-like. The record is from RefSeq and is a predicted model, not a curated record. Gene Ontology annotation, molecular function: RNA polymerase II cis-regulatory region sequence-specific DNA binding; DNA-binding transcription factor activity, RNA polymerase II-specific. NCBI's taxonomy places the organism in Eukaryota, Metazoa, Arthropoda, Insecta, Hymenoptera, Agaonidae. The transcript is spliced from 2 exons. Gene Ontology annotation, biological process: regulation of DNA-templated transcription. The coding region runs from base 19 to 1770 and encodes 583 amino acids.
CAACAAAGAUAGAUAACUAUGGACCAGGAGAGCGAUUAUACAGACUGCAUACAAUACGGGCCUCUACAGACAAUCGACGAGGACACUUUAUACGAUACCAUUGUGCCUACGAUAAGUAAUUUAACGAAAUCCGAAAUUCUUGACGUACCUAAUUUUAUCGACGAUUUCGAGGAGGUUUCGAUCGACGGACGCUCGUCGACGUCUGUCCCGAUAACCGACAUCGACAGCUCAACGGAGACACUAUUUACAUGUAAACCCUGCAAAAUCUAUUUCCCGAUAGAAGAUAUGUUUGACAAGCACAUGAGUAUGGUCCACAGAAGAGAUAUGUUGCCGGUGGAGAGAAAGAGAAGAAAAACGAAAAGUAUCCUUGAGCGACUGAAGGAGAAAGCUGGUGGUUAUCGUAAGAAUAAGCACGAGCUGUAUGUGUGUAAUUAUUGCUCGUACGCAUCGAAUGUUCAGUCGCAAGUGUCUUCGCACGUGGCGCGUAAACACGGAAAUAUCAGAAAAUCUGUUGCCGUCCGCACGCAAACAGUUACCGUGGCAAUCGAGCCUGCACAUUUGGAUGUAAAGGAUGAGCCCUUGGAAAUGGUGGAUGAUGAAUCGAAAGACGAAAUCGCACUGCUGAAAGAGGAUGAAGAAAUAUUCGACUCGGACGUGGCAAUUAUGACCGAGGAGAUCGAAGAACUGGAUGAGAAGGAUGUAGGAAUUAUCGACGAAGACGAUAUAGAAAUUCAUACGGACGUGGAAUUUCUCAAUGUCGACGAUUACGACAUCCUGCUGGACCAACAUGAUAAACCAGCGACUAUCCCGAAAAGAAAAUUGUACAAUUGCCCGCACUGCGAGUUCCAAGCGACGAGGAGAUCAUUCAUGAACGCGCACUUGACUCAAGAGCACAAUAGCGAAUGGAAAGAAGCUGUGAGCCAGCAAGAUAAUUCGGCGAGCAACGAGAUUACCAAGCAAUACGUACCGGCAAUUCGCAAUCACGCCUGCUAUUACUGCCAUUUCGCUGCCACGACGAGAUCUACCUUGAACGCUCACACCCGCCGGAAACACCCCGGCUACCUCCAGCCAAUUAAAUCCCGCAAGCAGCCGCCCAUGGAGAUGCACUGCGACGAGUGCGAUUUUUCAACCACCGAUCGUCACAAGAUGCAGAUGCACAUCGAGCGCAAACACGUGACCGAGUGCCGCUACACUUGCGAGUACUGUGGCAAGAAGUUCAAAGUCAAAUGCGACCUCACCUCCCACAUACGCUUCCAACAUUUCAGGACACCAACCGUGUGCGACGUGUGCGGCAAGAUCUGCAGCAACAGCAAUGCCCUGCGAGUGCAUCAGAAGCGCGAGCACUAUAAGCCCGACUUCGAGUGCAGCAUAUGUAAAAGACGAAUGGUAUCGCAGGAGAAUCUUGACGAGCACAUCCAGCGUCAGCACGAGCAGAGAACGAAAUUCAUCUGCGAGCAGUGUGGCAAGAUCUUCGAUCAGCAGAACAAGCUGAGGCAGCACGCGAUGACGCACACGGGGGAGCGACCGCACAAUUGCCACGUGUGCGGCAAAUCGUUCGCGAGAAGGGCCGUAUUUCGGCAGCAUUUGCUCAUCCACACGGGCCAAAGACCAUACGUAUGCGACAUUUGCGGCAAGAGCUUUACCCAGAAGCCGGGGCUUAUUUGCCAUAGAAAGAUGCAUCCAGGUGAUAAGCCACCGCUGCCCGUCGUUUAUAUUGAUCAUAUAUUAGAUAAGUUUGUGCAGAAAACGGACGACAACAACGACAUUUAAGCGAGAUCGUCUGUCUCGUUGUGCUUAACACGCUUGCCCUUCACGAUUUUCACUCUCGAUAAAACAUUUCCUCUAUUUCUUCAACUACUCAAUAUUUUUAAUUUGCCGACUUGUUGUGGAUUUUAAUUAACUUGAAAAGC